UCCAAGUGGUCAGUGGAUUGAAUUGUGCAGAGGGAGCCUGCUCUGGGGACGGUUGGUGGGUAGGCAGCAUGGGAUUCGAGGAGCUGCUAGAUCAGGUGGGCGGCUUUGGGUUCUUCCAAGUGAGGAACGUGUUUCUGUUGGCCUUGCCCCGCUUGAUAAUGCCCAUGCAGUUCCUCCUGCCCAUCUUCCUGGCUGCUGUGCCUGCCCACCGUUGUGCCCUGCCUGGCACCCCUGCCAACUUCAGCCACCAGGACGCAUGGCUGGAGGGCUACCUUCCCCAGGAGCCUGAUGGCACACUCAGCUCCUGCCUCCGCUUCACCCACCCCCAGGCUCCCCACAACACUACGUUGCAGGGAGAGGGGCAGAGUCCUGAGGAGCUGCAGGGUGAGCCCUCCACCGUGCCCUGCCCUCAGGGCUGGGAGUAUGACCGCUCGGAGUUCUCCUCCACUAUUGCAACUGAGUGGGACCUGGUGUGUGAGCGGAAAGGACUAAACAGAGUCACUUCCACCUUAUUCUUCGCUGGUGUGCUGGUGGGGGCUGUGGCCUUCGGAUACCUAUCUGACAGGUUUGGGCGGCGCCGUCUGCUGCUGGUGUCCUAUGUGAGUACCCUGGUGAUGGGUCUGGCGUCUGCAGCCUCUGUCAGCUACGUCAUGUUUGUCAUCACCCGUACCCUCACUGGCACAGCCCUGUCUGGCUUCACCAUCAUUGUGAUAACACUGGAGAUGGAGUGGCUGGACGUGGAACACCGCACCGUGGCAGGUGUCCUGAGCAGCAGCUUCUGGUCAGUGGGCGUGAUGCUGCUGGCACUGGUCGGGUACCUGAUACGGGACUGGCGAUGGCUUCUGGUGGCUGUCACCCUGCCUUGUGUGCCAGGCAUCGUCAGCCUCUGGUGGGUGCCUGAGUCUGCACGCUGGCUUUUGACCCAGGGCCGUGUGGAGGAGGCCCGCAGGUACCUGCUCUGCUGUGCCAAGCUCAAUGGACGGCCUAUGGGUGAGGACAGCCUGAGCCUGGAGACCCUGAGCAAAGUGGCCGCUGGGGAGCGGGUGGUCCAAAGACCUUCGUACCUAGACCUGUUACGGACACCCCGGCUCCGACACAUCUCACUGUGCUGCGUGGUGGUGUGGUUUGCAGUGAACUUUGCCUAUUACGGCCUGAGCCUGAACGUGUCUGGGCUGGGGCUGAACGUGUACCUGACACAGCUGCUAUUCGGAGCCGUGGAGCUGCCCGCCAAGCUGCUCGUCUACCUGUCGGUGCGCUACGCCGGACGCCGCCUCACGCAGGCGGGGACGCUGCUGGGCACUGCCCUCACCCUGGGCGGCAGGCUGCUGCUGUCCUCCGAGAUGGCCUCCUGGAGCACCGCCCUGGAGGUGAUAGGGAAAGGUUGUUCUGAAUCUUCCUUCACCACUGUCUACCUGUUCACGACGGAGUUGUACCCUACUGUGCUCAGACAGACAGGGUUGGGGCUGACUGCACUGAUGGGCCGGCUGGGAGGCUCUUUGGCUCCACUGGCGACCUUGUUGGAUGGAGUAUGGCUGCCACUGCCCAAGCUCACUUACGGGGGGAUUGCCCUGCUGGGUGCCUGCACUGCCCUGCUGCUGCCAGAGACAAGGCAUGCACAGCUACCGGAGACCAUCCAGGAUGUGGAGAGGAAGAGGCAGCCCAGCAAAUGGGGGCUUGUGCCAGUGCCCCAGCACAGGAGACAAUCCCUUGAUGAAGAUUCAUGGUGAAAUGAAGAUUUUUCUGGAGUAAGUUCCUCUACUCUGUAAAGUCAGUUCAGAAAGGGCUGCAGGAGUGUGUGUGCUGAACUCAUCCCUGGGCUGCAGUGCUGUGCCCUGCUGGGAAAGGAGUCCUUGCUGCGUGUCUGGAUUCCGAGACUCUCUGGACUUCGGUCCCCUCCCCUGGGCGGUGGGGAUGGGACUGGUGUCUACAAACUUCCACUCAACACUCCUGUUUCCUCACUUGCUUCAUCAGUACCUUUUGCUUAUAACACUUGCUUCAUCCUCCUAUCCUUUAACGGUGGAAGCUUACUCAUUGUGAAAGAAUCUUUUCUACACAAUUUCAUUAUUUGUUUUGGGUAAUAUGUCAAGGUUCUUAGUUUUAUAACUGUUCCUUCAAGGGAUUCUUCUUUAACAAACUUGAAAAGUAUUAGUUUUAGUCUCCACUGAUAUUUUACUCUCGUGUUUCUGCUUCUCUCAUUUGUUUCUUCAUGAAGAAGGCAGCUGGAGGUUCACUGCCUUUGUUCUCUUUGGCUCUCAUGGAGAAGGCCCUACUUCGGGAGGUUGGGAAGACUUCAUGUUGUAUUUAUUCUUACAUAUACUGCCUCCUUUAGGAAGGGCUGCUAGCUUCAUCUGACCAACGAUCUAAUAUGCUUGGCAUUUCCAGGGCACAUCAGAUAAUGCUUUCCCCAAAUUCCUGAGCUCUUCCUGUGUCGGAUCACAUUGUGCACUGGCCUCAGCCUCCCAGCUGGCCAUCUUUACCCAGCAUCCAGCAUGGGGCCCCAUAGAAGAAACAGGCAUCAGAGUGUGAUAUCAUGCUGCUUUUAUACAACUUGCUGUAAGUCAGGGAGACGAAUGCUUUAUUGCUCCCCAUCUUCUGUGGCCUUCCUGUUUUUAUGGCCAUGACAAACACAGUUUGCCUCAUCUCUUCUAUUUCAGUUCCUAGGAAAGUUGAGGCCCCUUCUUUCCAAUAUUUGUUAUCCAUUUGCAGUUACAGCAAAUCACAAUAUUUCCACUCUUCUUUCUUGCCUGGUUUCCGUUAUUCUGGCUCUAAAAGAGGCUUUGUAAAGAAUGCUAACGGGCAUCAUUAACCUUUCUUGUAGGAAUGCAUUUGCAGUUACUGACAGUGGCUGUUUUAAAUACUUUGUGUGACUAAACCUCUAAAAUACUAUUAUUACAAAUACCACAAAUAGAUAAGUC
Messenger RNA from Rhinolophus ferrumequinum (greater horseshoe bat), 2915 nucleotides. It is a transcript of the gene SLC22A7, whose product is annotated as solute carrier family 22 member 7. The coding region runs from base 69 to 1727 and encodes 552 amino acids. The record is from RefSeq and is a predicted model, not a curated record. Gene Ontology annotation, biological process: transmembrane transport. NCBI's taxonomy places the organism in Eukaryota, Metazoa, Chordata, Mammalia, Chiroptera, Rhinolophidae. The transcript has 10 exons. Gene Ontology annotation, cellular component: membrane. Gene Ontology annotation, molecular function: transmembrane transporter activity.